Molecule: messenger RNA, 1117 nt
Organism: Durusdinium trenchii
Lineage: Eukaryota; Dinophyceae; Suessiales; Symbiodiniaceae
Source: the annotation of a GenBank genome assembly
CUUGCUCAGGAAAACCAAGACAGAAAGCAUGUUUGACAUGCUUUGUUUCGUGGUAGCUUUGCUGAGGUGCAACACGGCAAUAACGGCUUGCGAACGUGUGAGCUGUUGGGUGCUGGCGCUGGUGGCGCUGGAUCAGCUGCACCAGCCUCGAAGGAGUCGGAGGGGCAGAGCCGGCAGAGCUGGCAGAGCACCUUCAUCUUCAGUGAUAAGCUACAACACCGCCAUCAGUGCCUUGCAACAGGCAAGCCAGUGGCAGUGGGGCGAAGAUCUUCUUGCGAGCCUCAUGCAGGUGAACCUGCAGCCGACGGUGGUCACAGCUGGUGCUGUGUGCGCCAAGGCACCAUGGCCACGGAGCCUUGAGGUCUUGGAGCAGCUGGAAAUUCGACAGGUUCAGGCGAAUACGGUUGCCUUCAACACCAUAAUAAGUUCUUGCAGUGGAAGGCCUGCUCUCGAGCUACUUCGCAGAAUGUGGCAAAGGAGGAUUCGAGCAACUGUGAUCAGCUACAACAGUGCCAUCAGUGCUUGCAGCUCGUGGGAACUUGCGCUCUUCCUCUUGACCAACAUGGGAACUGCCAAGCUUGCACCUGACUUGCUGAGCUUCAACUCGGUGAUCAGUGCAUGUGAGACGGGGGCAAACUGGCAGUUGGGCGGAGCACUUUUAGACCUCAUUGCUACGGCUCGGCUGAGUUCAGACGUGAUCAGUCUUAGCGCAACGAUCAGCACCUGCGAAGCAGCGAGUCAAUGGCAAUAUGCAGCUGGUCUUCUGCACCUGAAAGAUGGACCCGAUGGAGCGGUACCAAACCUCACCACGUUCAACAGCGCUGCCACCUCCUAUGAGAAAGCAAGGCGAUGGGAGCUGGCAGUGCAAACUUUGGAAUUGCUUCAGCCUCUUCAGCCGGACUUGAUCACCUACAACUCUGUCUUGAGGUCCUCUGGGAAGCGCUGGCCACUUUCCUUACAAAUUCUACAGACUAUGGUCCAGGCUGCCAUUGUCGCAGACCUCAUCAGCUACAACGCCGCCACACUCGCAUGCGAAGCUCAGCUCACACAUCUCCAGCUUUUGCUGGAUAGAGUUUUACCCAGAAGCUUGCAAGAGCUCCUUUACACCGUUCUCAAG